Molecule: messenger RNA, 1262 nt
Organism: Quercus lobata
Lineage: Eukaryota; Viridiplantae; Streptophyta; Magnoliopsida; Fagales; Fagaceae
Exons: 1
Coding region: 167-1186 (339 amino acids)
Molecular function (GO): DNA binding
Source: RefSeq, a predicted model, not a curated record
ACUUACGUAGCUACAACCCAAUAUUGCUCUCUUCCUCUAUAUAUAUUGCUAGUUCUUAACUCUUGAUUCUCAUAACAAAACAUUGCUCUCUCGCUCCUGAGAAAACAAAAAAGCCAUCACUAUUUUCUUUUAAUCUCUCUGUGUUUUUUAGUAUUUACUAUUCUUUAUGGUUAUGGGUUCAACCAAAAGAAGAAGGGAAAGUUGUGAGAUGAAGAAGAAGAAGAUGAAAACAGAUAUUUCUUUGUUAGAGAACAUGGGUAUUUAUGAUAUGGAGGGGCAUACUAUUGCUCCCAAUUGGACUCCAUUUGACGCGUUGGUUGAGGUCGCCUUCGUAGCCAGAAAAAAACAUCGCAAGUUUCAUAGGCUCUUCCAAGAAAAGUCUCUCAAGAAGCCAAUCUCUGUGGAAGAAGAAAUCCCUACUGCUGUGACUGUGCCUGUUCGAAACAAGCGAUCAAGAUUUGGGGACCAGGAUGAUGAUGAUGAUCAAGACUGCCGUUUUGAGUUGGAAACCAAGAAAAACAAGCCAAUCCUUGUGGAGCAAGAAAAAGCCUUCAUGUUCACAACCACUGCUGUGCCUGUUUCAAAGAGAGUAAGAUUGGGAGAUCAAGAUGAAUGGUGUUUGGAAACCAAGAAAAAGAAGCAAUCUUGGGAAUCAAGAUUGCCAAUCAAGGCUAAAAUUCCACCGGGUCCAAACCCACCACCUGAUCUACCUCAAGAGUUCCUGGUUGAGAUCGAAGAAAUGGGUGGGCGUGACAAAUUGUUGGUGAUACAGAAAAAGCUUUUCAAGACUGACAUAACUAAGGGUAAUAAUCGGUUUUCAAUACCAUUAAGGCAAAUAGUGAGGACAGAUUUCUUGACUGAGGAAGAGAAAGAGAAGCUUAGAGCAGGGCAAGAAAUACAAGUGCAAUUCAUCGAUCCCACGCUUAAGAGUGGUCAUAUUGUUUUGGUUCAAUGGGACAUGCCUAAGGAUACGGGCAACACGAGUUCAACCUAUGUAUUGAGAUCCACUUGGAACGAAGUCCGGGAUUCGAAUGGUCUCAAGAUAGAUGAUGUCGUGCAACUCUGGUCUUUCCGUGUGAACAAAGAAGCUUGCAAUGAUGCCUCUUCUUCUAAUACAAACAAAGGACGGCUCUGUUUUGCACUUGUGUUGGUUCAAAAGGCAAAGGAUGAACAGUCAAUGUCAUGAAGCUUUAUAGUGUUCAAAUUUUGAAGUGGUUUUUCCUAAAUUUUUGUUAGGUAUAUUGUGUUUCUCUAGUUUGUUU